CAGCUGUAAUAGAUCAGCUGACACUUCAGCUCCACCCAUUUAUUACGAAUGAAAACUUCUCUAUCCAAGCAAUGAAAAAAAGGAUCCUGCCUAGAAAGCAAGAGAGAUGUACAAGCCCAGAGGGGUCUGAUGUAGCAUUGAAACUGUAAGCAAUACAACUAAUUCUUGUGAUGAAAAGAGCUGUGGUAUUACAGUCCACUUUGGAAACACGUUGAAGUCUGUCCAUUGUGAAAUUGGAUCCAUAAAGAACAAGAUUUUGAUUGUGAUACCUGCAUAUAAGAUCUGAACCAAAAAUGUCUUGUAUAGAUCCAUUUCAACACAUUACAGUGGAACACCAGUAUUCGCACAAAUUAACUGUGACGGUAUUGAAAGCCACAAAUGUUACAAAAGGGGCUUUUGGUGAUAUGCUUGACACUCCUGAUCCAUACGUGGAGCUGUUCAUCCCCUCAGCCCCUGACUGCAGAAAGAGAACAAAACACUUCAACAAUAAUGUGAACCCUGUGUGGAACGAGACCUUUGAUUUUAUUUUGGAUCCGAACCAGGAGAAUGUUCUGGAGAUCACAUUAAUGGAUGCCAACUAUGUCAUGGAUGAGACUCUUGGCACAUCAACAUUUAUUAUAUCCUCCCUGAAACUGGGGGAGAAGAAAGAAGUUCCAUUUACUUUUAAUGAAGUCACAGAAAUUAUUUUGGAAUUGUUUCUUGAAGUCUGUUCUUCAACUGACCUCCGGUUCAGCAUGGCUCUGUGUGAUCAGGAGAAGAUGUUUCGACAGCAGCGGAGGGAGAAUAUCAUGCACAAAAUGAAAACUCUUCUAGGAGCAGAAAACAGCAAGAACUUGGCUACUUCCCGUGAUGUACCAGUGAUAGCGGUAUUGGGUUCAGGUGGUGGAUUUCGUGCCAUGGUAGGGUUUUCUGGAGUUAUGAAAGCGCUCUAUGAAUCAGGAAUUUUAGACUGUGCAACAUAUAUUGCUGGUCUAUCUGGAUCUACGUGGUACAUGUCAACUUUGUAUUCUCACCCAGAUUUCCCAAGGAAAGGACCAAAGGAGAUUAAUGAAGAAUUGAUGAACUGUGUCAGUCAUAACCCACUUCUGCUGCUCACUCCACAGAAAGUCAAACGCUACAUUGAAGCAUUAUGGAAUAAGAAACGUUCUGGGCAGCCUGUAACAUUCACUGAUAUCUUUGGAAUGUUGAUAGGGGAAACACUUAUCCAAAAUAGGAUGAAUACCACUUUGAGCAAGAUGAAAGAGAAAGUCAAUGAGGCACAGUGUGCUCUGCCACUCUUUACUUGUCUCCAUGUCAAACCUGAUGUGUCAGAACUUAUGUUUGCAGAUUGGGUGGAAUUCAGUCCAUAUGAGAUUGGUAUGGCGAAGUAUGGCACAUUUAUGCCUCCUGAUUUGUUUGGAAGUAAAUUUUUUAUGGGAACAGUGGUUAAAAAACAUGAAGAAAACCCCCUGCACUUCUUCAUGGGUGUCUGGGGCAGUGCAUUUUCUAUAUUAUUUAACAGAGUACUUGGAGUUUCCAAUUCUCAUAAUAAAGGUCCCACCAUGGAGGAAGAAUUAGAAAAUAUUAGGCUAAAGCAUCUUGUGAGCAAUGAUAGUUCAGACAGUGAAGAUGAAUCACAGGGACCAAAAGGUUCUGAAAACCUGGAGGCUGAAAAAGAACUUCAAAGUAGCAGUCAAGAAAGCUGGGUCCAGCGCAUGCUGAUGGCUUUGGUGGGAGAUAGUUCCCUUUUCAACACCAGAGAAGGGCGUGCUGGGAAAGUACACAACUUUAUGCUGGGCUUGAACCUCAACACAUGGUACCCACUCUCCCCUCUAGCAGGCCUGGGUACUCAGGAAUCUGUGGAGGAGGAUGAAAUGGACACGGCAGUCGCAGAUCCUGAUGAGUUUGAGAGGAUAUAUGAGCCACUAGAUGUGAAGAGUAAAAAGAUUCAUGUAGUGGAUAGUGGGCUCACCUUUAACCUGCCAUACCCCCUUAUCUUAAGACCUCAGCGAGGUGUUGAUCUCAUAAUCUCCUUUGAUUUCUCUGCAAGGCCAAGUGACUCCAGUCCUCCUUUCAAAGAAAUUUUGCUUGCUGAAAAAUGGGCCAAAAUGAACAACCUUCCUUUUCCAAAAAUAGAUCCACAUGUGUUUGAUCGAGAGGGCCUGAAGGAGUGCUAUGUUUUCAAACCCAAGAAUACUGAUACAGAGAAAGACUGUCCAACCAUCAUCCAUUUUGUUCUGGCAAACAUCAACUUCCGGGAAUACAAAGCUCCAGGUGUUCCAAGAGAAACUCAGAGAGAGAAGGACUUUGCUGACUUCGAUAUUUUUGAUGAUCCUAAUACGCCAUUCUCUACCUUCAACUUCCAAUAUUCCAAUGAAGCUUUCAAAAGGCUUCAUGAUCUAAUGGAAUUUAACACUCUGAAUAACUUAGAUGUGAUCAAGCAAGCAAUGGUGGAAAGCAUUGAAUACAGAAGACAGAAUCCAUCCCGCUGCUCAGUGUCCCUCAGCAAUGUUGAGGCAAGAAAAUACUUCAACAAGAACACUCCAAGCACUAACCAUACAUAGGAUAUGUACUGCAGGUGCCACUCCCUCAAGAAAUUUGCUAAAUCUAUGUAACUGGAUUUGGACAUGAGUUACAACACACCAUUGCUCAGGUGAAGGGGCCAUGCGAAACUGAGAAAAGCAUUUUUUGUGAAAUUUAAUGUUUCACUGUACUUUGUACUUUUUUACAUUUUUAUUUUGCAUCUACAAACAUUUACAAAAUUCCAGCAGAAAUGGCCAUUUUUUUAAUUUAAAAAAAUACAGACUUGUGCAUGCUUUGGAUGCAAAGUAAUUUGGUUCAAAAUGCUCCUAUUUUUGUAAAACAUCUGCCAAUGUCAUGAAUAUUUUCUCUCAAUAUUUUCGAUGUUAAAUGUUUGUUAAAGUGGCGACUGUGUCCAGGUUCCUGGAAAGGCCACACUGAAAAUGCCACACGCAGGGCAGACUGCAAGGAACAGGAGCAGACAAUCCCCCAGACUGGUGGUUUAUCCUAUAAUUAGAUUCAUCAAACCAGUAACAAAACAGCUUUUGUAACACCACACUGGUUAACCAGAAGCCAAACACAAUCCCCUGUAAACAUUCCAGCCCUUGGCUCCCAUCCAGACAACCAAGUCUAAUACAGUGAAGGGUUAAUGAAAACCCAUUUCAUUAUAUGUGAGGUUCUUUCUAAUCCCAAAGGAUCAGACACAUACUUCUAGGUCAAUCUCACCCAAAUACUACGCUGUCAGCCAAUCUUUAGUAAACAAACUAAAGUUGUAAUAAUAAAAGAAGAGAGUUAUAAAUGGUUAAUAGAUCACAUACAUACAAAUCAUUCCAAGUCCUUAUAUCAGGUUUGUAGCAAUGAUGGAAUAGAUCAGGGUGGCCAACCUGUGGCUCCGGAGCCACAUGCAGCUCUUCAGAAAUUA
Molecule: messenger RNA, 3421 nt
Organism: Mauremys mutica (yellowpond turtle)
Lineage: Eukaryota; Metazoa; Chordata; Testudines; Geoemydidae
Gene: PLA2G4A
Product: phospholipase A2 group IVA
Exons: 18
Coding region: 294-2543 (749 amino acids)
Biological process (GO): glycerophospholipid catabolic process
Cellular component (GO): endoplasmic reticulum; nucleus; Golgi apparatus
Molecular function (GO): calcium ion binding; calcium-dependent phospholipid binding
Source: RefSeq, a predicted model, not a curated record